Molecule: messenger RNA, 4812 nt
Organism: Anopheles funestus (African malaria mosquito)
Lineage: Eukaryota; Metazoa; Arthropoda; Insecta; Diptera; Culicidae
Exons: 2
Coding region: 3789-4115 (108 amino acids)
Source: RefSeq, a predicted model, not a curated record
UAAAAACAGUAUAAGCCAUUUAAAAUUUAGAUACAUGAAUAUUAAUAUGGUGAUAUACUCUUAAUUUAAAUUAUUUCAAGACGGCCGGGGUUUCUCAAUAUACUAUACGUGAGGGAGUGAAGUUUUUGCUAUCCAACGGUCAUUCUAUUAACUGUGAGGGAAAUUUAUUUUAAAAAAAUGUAAUAUUGGUUCAUACCUGUUUAAACGGUUUAUAAAUGCCACGCACCAUUACUACUACGGCUUCUGUUGCCAAUACCGAAGACCUAUUGCGCUCGUUUGGUUUCUUCAAGCCAUCGUCCGGAAGGCCAUGAAAUUUGACCGAUUUUGUGAAAUAACUCAAAUUUUCAUUCCGUCUAUGGCAACUACAACGUUUUUUUCAAUUUCACUUAAGUUACGACAUUUUUCUUUCAUUGCCUUGAGGGUUGAAGCAUUCAAACCGGGUUCGAAGCUUACUUCACUGGUCCAUCGUUUGAUGGACACUUUUGAUGUUUGUAUCAUUCGAUAUGUACGGGGACCACUCAUAUAUAGCGACACUGCAAACUUCUUCAUUUGUUUGCGAAACCGCCUUGCCGUAUUUAAUUUUUCGGAGUUUCGAAGGCUGUCAUACAUUACCACAUUCUGCUCUAGUCGUUGUAGUAAAUAGUCACCAAGCCCUCUUCGUUUUCGGAAUCGCUUAAGGUCUUGGUUCAGUGUAACAAUUUUUCGCUUGUUUUUCUCCAUAAAACAUACCCGUCUCUUCGUUCGUUCUUUCUAAGUUUGUUAGUUUGUUUUUGAGUAUUUUAAUGGUUUCCAAAAGCUGUUCAUGUUCAUUUCUAUUCUGUUCGGUUUGGCUAUAAGCAUCCACCAUGCGUUUCGUUUGUCCAUCAUUUUUUUUACUGAUUUCUUUAACUACACUGCGUUCCUGGUUGGUUACUGUAUUACUACAUUGGUUACUGUAUUACUACAAUCAGAAUCGGCUCCUGUUACAUAUUCGCUGUCCAACGCCAUAAUCGUAUCGUUAGUAUCAUCCCCUUUUUCGAUGGUUUUUUCAGAUGUGCUCGCAUUUACCAUGUCUCUCAGCACAAAAUCGACGGACGGGAUUGCAAUUACCUUGAGCCUAUGAAAAUUGAUUUUAGUCUGGUUAACUGAUAGAAUUAUUUAUUAUAGUUACCCUUUAUCUGUUCUGUGAGGAUCUACCAGCGCAUCGUAGAAGAAAUGAUCUGAACAUAACAUUUUCUUUCUCAAAGCUUGAAGACCACCUUUUUCAUAUUUUUCCUCCAAUUCCAAAGACUCGCAAUAUUUGAUCCACUUCUCACAUCUCUCUUUUUUAUUUGGAAAGGUAUAAAAUGAUUUACUUGCAUUUUUUGCACAAUUAUAUGCACAGAAACUUGCCUCGCGCUUCCUACCCAUUUUGUAUUUUAACCGUUGUUGUCAUCUAACCAGAUGUCAACAGAGCCUUCUUUGACAGAAGCUAUCGCUUCAUUUGAAAAUGACAGUUUCUUCAUGUUGGACACUUUUGUGACGCAAGUGCCACGUCGGUUCGUCGGUGUUAAUAAUGCAUUUGGAAGUAAAAAUGAAAUAUUUAGGAAAACUUAUGCUUGAUCCAGACCGAUCUUGAUGGCGUGCAUAUUACCUGCAGAAUAAAAAGGAAAAAUAAAUAAGUUACACAAUUUUCAUUACACACUCUCAUUAAUUUGUGAAAAUCAUUUACAUAUAUCCUAAUUCGGCUUGAACAACGUAUGGUAAGAUAAGUUACUAUAACAUGAUCGCUUAUAGAUAUUGGUUAUCGAACCUUUACGCAAAAUCUUGAACUGCUUUGAUGGCCUGCUACACACUCAGGAACCUGUUCUGGUUCUGGCGUUUCAUUUCGUACUCGCGUAUGUAUUUAAUCAGCACUCCUCGCUUUGUGCCUUUGAUCGAAUAAAGGGCUUAACCCAGCGCCACAAAUUUUCAAUAUUUUGUGUGUGCACAAAAGGAUCGCUUGGGUCCACAAAAUGGUUUAUGGUUUCGUGAAUAAAACCGUGCUGAUCAAUUCCAUUAUAUGCACGCCAACCAUCGCUCACGAUCGUUGUACCCGGAGCCACAUGCUGGUUGAUGAUGCGGUGUAAUGUUGCAGCAUCACGUUGCUCAACCAGCUCCAAAAAAAUUGCUCGCGUUUCGUGACAGAUGCCGCCAACCACCCAGACUUGGUUGUUGGCUGAGACGCGACCGCGAUUUUAUUUCCUUUUGGUGAGGACGGAUUCGUCAAUUUCGACGGUUAAUCCAUCCCCACCAAUUUGCCCCUGGCUACAUUCAAAAUGCGCCCGGUUCAAAAUGAUACUUCCCGCAGAAUAGAGAACCACUUCCCAAUGGCACUCUUGCCUGCCCCACACUCGGCUGCAGCGCUGGAUCGCUUCGUAUCCCGCGACCAUUCAUACGUUAUCUCUAUCAACUUAGACAGAGAUAAACGGGAAUUUUUAAAAAUGCUGUCCGUACGGACAGCACAUUCCCACCCCGUGCAACUUGAUGUAGGCUUGCAAAUCCACUUGCAAGAAUUUGCCUUCCGAGUUGCUUUCAAUUUCAUCCGGCGAUUGCACUUGUUGCACAAUUGAACGGGUGGUAAAAUUUCCGCUUCCUGCAACAACCGAACCAAACGCUGCUCGUCUUCCGUUAUCUUUUUCAGCUCGGUCUAGCUUUUCACAGCGGCCAAAACAUCCAUUAUUAUCACUUUAUUUGCUUUGAUCAAAAAUGCGACAAAUGUAUCCAAUAGCGUUGUAUGUUUAUACUAGACAGUAGCUCCAUGAUACUACGCAAUGGGCUAGUCCUCUGAUUUGCUUCAAAAAAUGUAGGUUGAUUGUGGCUGCACGAAAGUGUAAUAAAUACACCGCAUGGUCGUCGUACCUCUUAUUCUUUAUGUUGAGUUUUUUCACGCUCGUUGGAAACAAGUUUUCAGAUUUGAGUAUCUCGAAUACUUCCUCACACGGCAGGUCGAUUAAACCAUGUAACACUGGGUGGAAUCGUAUAAGCUUUCGAUUACGAUCGAAAUCGAAAACUCGUGAACAAAUGUUUAUUUCGGAUGAACAAAAUUCACCGCGGCAUCGCGUAAGCCUUGAUGAGUCGAUCGAAAUCGAAAUCGAAAUGUCAGUUUCGAACUGUAGACAAAAAGGGAGUAAAACAUCGAGCAGUCGACAACUUUGUCAACAAUUGGUAUCGCGAACACUACAUUUCGAUCGAAAUCGUUUCGAUGAGGAGAAGACCUGUCGAAAGCUAGGAGAAGCUUUGUUUUUGAAUCUGUUUGUUUGUAGUUUCAGUUCAGUUUUAUACCAAUUUAUAUUAAUUAACAACGGUCAGGAAAUCAGGAAAAAUAUAAAUAUAAAAAUAUCCGCAUUUAGAAUAAAAAAUAGUCUACAUCGUUGCUUAACUAAACAACGUGUAAUUAAUUCAUCUAAUCGUAAUAAGUGUGACGGUACAUGCAGAGUUGUAGUUAACAUAUUAACCGCUGCGUUUAUUUUGCAUUACUGUUCUUUCUGCCAUCACUUCUUCGUACAUCGACAGCGAGCGAACUGCGCCUACACGAUCGAACGAUGUCGUUCCGUAAUUUUCGACGAUAUUUACCUAGAUCUAGAGUAUUGUCACUAUAAUUACCACUAAACAGUAAAAUUCGAGCAGCUCUGCUGCGAAGGAACACGCCACCGUACCUCCAGCCGUUGCUGCGGAACUACUUCACGAAUCGCACCCUCCACUACGAAACGGAUGAAGGAACGGUCUCGUUAUCAGUAUCGGCAGGCGUCCCGCAGGGUUCGGUUCUAGGACCAACACUGUGGAAUGUUAUGUACGAUAACCUUCUUCGUUUGGAGCUGUUCGGAAAGCGUGCGGACAUUACAGGGUUUGCUGAUGAUGUGGCGUUCACCCUUAUCGGGAGGGACCCGCAGGAAAUCAGCAACCUUGCUACGAGGAACCUGGAGAUGAUCGAGCGUUGGAUGGAUGGAGUGGGAUUGAAGCUGGCCCAUCAAAAGACCGGCUACAUGAUCUUCUGCACUCAUCACAACCCGCAGGGCAUGGGUUUCUCCGGAGCUACUUCGUCGAAAAAGGCAUCCUCGACGGCUCGCCAAACUGCCCGGUGUGUGAACACCAAGUGGAAGAUGUCGACCACGUAAUGUUCCACUGUCCACGGUUUGCUCGAACCCAACACGAGAUGCAGCAGCAGAGCCACACCCGCUUGACGAUAGAAAAUCUUGCAGCGGAAAUGUGUGCCAACAGCAACACAUGGGAAGCAGUCCGGACCGCCGCAAGGACCAUCUUCAGAAACCUCCAAGUGAGAUGGAAUGAGGAAAGUCCACCUACGGCCAGACGGAGACGACAACAACGACGGCGGAACACGGAACAAACGGGACCGCACCAAAGGAUGACGACAACGGAAGCAGCAGCAGCAGCAGCAACGAGUAACCAGAGCAGCAGCAGGAGCUAGACCCCACCGGAAGUAGCGGCUACGGACGGGCGGAAUUAAGCAGCAGCAGCGGAAGGAAGGCACGAAGCAGCAGCAGCAGCAGCUGAGACAACUAGCAAGGAAGACGCAGUAGCAACAUUGGAAAGCAGCAGCGCGUCAACAGGAUGGGUGCAUCGCACAAACGUUCCUGCAUGGAGUACUACGCACAUCAAGCGCAUCGGCAGGGUUAGGAUCAGGUCGAGGAGUGGUUUAGUUGGGGUCCACGGGCCCAGCGUCACGAUGAAUCCCACAUAACCCAUCUCGGAGGGAUUGGUUUGUAGCCGCAAGCCAAGGUUCCCUCCCCGUUAACAUAAAAAAAACAGUAAAAUUCAAGCAAUCAUCGUUGUAAAUACACUUAUUCCGGAUAG